Molecule: messenger RNA, 717 nt
Organism: Aspergillus wentii DTO 134E9
Lineage: Eukaryota; Fungi; Ascomycota; Eurotiomycetes; Eurotiales; Aspergillaceae
Product: ankyrin repeat domain-containing protein
Exons: 6
Coding region: 1-717 (238 amino acids)
Cellular component (GO): nucleus; cytoplasm
Molecular function (GO): protein binding
Source: RefSeq, a predicted model, not a curated record
AUGGAUCCCAACCACGACGCCAAAUUUCCUUUGCAUGAAGCUGCUCGGGAGGGCAAAACUUCAACUGCCGAGUCUCUUUUGAAUGCAAACCCCAAGCUAGCUUUUGCCAAAGAUGAUGAUGAACGGCUUCCUAUCCACUGGGCCGUGGCAUACAACCACCUCUCCAUCGUGGAGAUGCUAGUAGCCGUCAAGAACUUCGAUCCCGAUGUUGAGGAUGCAUCGGGCUGGACUCCACUGAUGAUUGCAGCCAGUCUGAGGGAUGCCGAAGGAGACCCCAUUAUCGAAUUAUUACUGCGGAAGGAUGCAGAUGUAACCGUCAAGAGUGGUUCUGGCCAGAACGCCAUCCACUUUGCAACUUCCAAAGCCAAUAUCUCCACCGUUCGCAUCCUCCUCGCCAACAAGUGCAGCGCUAGAGUCAAGGAUAAACGGGGCCAGCUGGCUCUUCACCGUGCGGCAGCUAUCGGGUCUAUCCCUAUCAUUAAACUUCUUCUCGAGGAAGGUAAAAGUCCUGUCAAUGCGACAGACAUGGAUGGUUUGACGGCUUUGCACCACGCCAUUUCUGAGGGCCAAGGCGAUGCAGCAAUAACAUUACUCAAAGCUGGUGCAGAAGUUGAUAAGAGAGACUCCGAUGGUCAUCUGGCGAUUGACUUGGCCCCGGAUGCGAUGGUCCGGAAAUAUAUCACGCAGACAGCUGAGAGAGAAGGCAUAGACCUGUAG